GCUUAUAACCGAACUUUACCUAGUUGACAAAUUAGUCGAAUGUCAUUCGUUCAACAGUUGAACUGUUACUACAGUGACUGUAGUACAGUCGUACCUUUUUUCAAGAAUACCAAAAUAAUUAUUUCCAUGCGAUAAACUUUAUCACAUUUUCAAGAGAUUGUCCACUGCUAUCAGCACUCUUGACUCAUGGUAUUUGGCUUCAAAGAGUUCAAAGAUAAGUAAUAUUGUAAUAACAAAUAACUAAUAAGAAUUAAGAAUAAUAGUGAAUUAAUGAAUAUGAUAUAUUUCUGAACUAUUAUUUUGAUUUACGCCCAUUAGAUUUGUCACAAUUUCUUAGAAAUCAGUGCAAAUGUCAAAUAGAGACGGCAAAUCGCAUUUGGAUAUGACCAGUCAUGUUGAUUCCGAUAGUGAAGAAUUUGACUGUGAUAAUCGUAGGAUACCACUGGAACAUCUUCCUAUGUUCCAACGUUUGGCAUCAGUUAAUGGAAAAAUAAAUCGUAUGAAAAGACGUCAAUUGAUAAAUAUAAUGAACAAUAAAAAUCUUAAUACUGAUGGCGAAAUAGAUGUGUUAAGAAAACGUUUAAAAAACCACUAUAGAAUGCAAGCUCUGAUUAAAGCUAAAAUCUGUGAAUCUGAAGCCACUUACUUUCCGUAUUUUGUUGUUAUUGAUAUUGAAGCUACAUGUACUGAAAAUAAUCCUGCUGAUUACAAAUUUGAAAUCAUAGAAUUUCCAGCUGUAUUGGUGGAUGCUAAGAAACGAAAAAUUAUUGAUCAUUUUCAAGCAUUUGUAAAACCAACAAUCAAUCCAAAGCUAUCUGAGUUUUGUAUUAAAUUAACUGGUAUAACUCAAGAUCAAAUUGAUAAAGCUGAUCCAUUUGAAUUAUGUUUAAAGAGAUUCACUAAAUGGUUAGAAGAACAUGAACUUGGAAUUAAACACAAGUUUUCUAUUGUUACUGACGGUCCAUUUGAUAUGGCUCGGUUUCUUUAUGGACAGUGUUUAAUGUCAAAAAUUCCAUAUCCAAAAUUUGCUGUUAAAUGGAUAAAUAUAAGAAAAGUAUUUAGAUCAUUUUAUUUUACCAAACAAGUUAAGCAUUCAGUUCUUUGCAAUCUAAAUGCAAUGUUAACAUUUUUGGAUAUGCAGUUUGAAGGAAAUCCUCAUAGUGGCCUUGAUGAUUCAUUUAAUAUAGCCAGAAUAUGUUUACGGUUACUUGAAGAUGGAGCUUUUAUUGAUCAAAAUGAACGAAUUAUUUCGCUUAAAACACCAACACCUUAUGGAAAAGAUGAUCCACUGCCUGUGAGACCUGUGCACAAUAUAUUUUGUGAUGGAAUGCAUAGUCAUAGUAACAAUAGGUGGUUGGUUUCUCGAUUGAAGACUUUAGAUCUUAAUGAUGACAUUUAACAUUGAUUAAAUUCAUUAAAAACUGUGCAUCAACUUUCAACUAUUAUGUUCCUUCCAAUGUAAAAUAUUAAUUGUUAACAAAGUUUUAUUUUUUUUUUUAAAUUGUUUGUUGUCUCUAAUAUGAUUUUGAGUCAAUUUAAUUGUGAUCAUUGU
Molecule: messenger RNA, 1552 nt
Organism: Melanaphis sacchari
Lineage: Eukaryota; Metazoa; Arthropoda; Insecta; Hemiptera; Aphididae
Product: 3'-5' exoribonuclease 1-like
Exons: 7
Coding region: 350-1399 (349 amino acids)
Biological process (GO): exonucleolytic trimming to generate mature 3'-end of 5.8S rRNA from tricistronic rRNA transcript (SSU-rRNA, 5.8S rRNA, LSU-rRNA)
Cellular component (GO): cytoplasm
Molecular function (GO): nucleic acid binding; 3'-5'-RNA exonuclease activity
Source: RefSeq, a predicted model, not a curated record